Trichomycterus rosablanca is the source of this 3433-nucleotide messenger RNA. Its product is annotated as serine/threonine-protein kinase PRP4 homolog. Gene Ontology annotation, molecular function: protein serine/threonine kinase activity; ATP binding. The record is from RefSeq and is a predicted model, not a curated record. The coding region runs from base 22 to 2727 and encodes 901 amino acids. The transcript has 20 exons. NCBI's taxonomy places the organism in Eukaryota, Metazoa, Chordata, Actinopteri, Siluriformes, Trichomycteridae. Gene Ontology annotation, biological process: protein autophosphorylation; negative regulation of apoptotic process; regulation of mitotic cell cycle. Gene Ontology annotation, cellular component: cytoplasm.
UGUGUGCACAUCACUCUCAUCAUGGCUCCUGAACAGAAGAGAUGUGCUACCCACCGUCCCGCCCCAGUGCAGUGCUUUCUGGGUAUCCCGUGUCGGCGCUGGCCGCACAAUCGAGUUCAUCCUCAGCCCUUCCAGGACGUCUGUGCCGGAGAGGCCGAAUCGAAGGGCGGCGUGGAGGCCAAGAAGCAGAUCGUUAUGGAGGGAUAUUUGUACAAGAGAGGCAGUAACGUCUUCAAAACAUGGAACAGGCGCUGGUUCCUGAUCCAAAACAACCAGCUCAUGUACCAGAAGAAGUUUGAGACCCCCACUGUGGUGAUGCAGGAUCUACGUCUGUGCAUGGCUGAACAUUAUAAGAGCAUCGGACGCCGUUUCUGCUUUAAGGUGGUUUCACCUACAAGGAAAUGUGUAUUACAGGCUGAGUCAGAGGAGAGAAGAGCAGCCUGGAUCAGAACCAUUCAGAACAUCGUUGUUAAACCUGCCGAUAACAGAAGAGACGUCGGGAUCAGAACCACUCAGAACAUCGUCGUUAAAACCGGUGAUAACAGAAAAGAGGCCCGGAUCAGAACCACACAGAACAUUGAAACUAAAACCGGUGAUAACAGAAGAGACGCCGGGAUCAGAACCACACAGAACAUUGAAACUAAAACCGGUGAUAACAGAAGAGACGCCGGGAUCAGAACAACUCAGAACAUCAUCACUAAAACUGGUGAUAACAGAGGAGACGCCGGGAUCAGAACCAUCCAGAACAUUGAAACUAAAACCGGUGAUAACAGAAGAGACGCCGGGAUCAGAACCACACAGAACAUCGUCACUAAAACCGGUGAUAACAGAAGAGACAACAUCGUCACUAAAACCGGUGAUAACAGAAGAGACGCCGGGAUCAGAACCACACAGAACAUCGUCACUAAAACUGGUGAUAACAGAAGAGACGCCGGGAUCAGAACCACACAGAACAUCGUCACUAAAACCGGUGAUAACAGAAGAGCGGCCCGGAUCAGAACCACACAGAACAUUGAAACUAAAACCGGUGAUAACAGAAGAGACGCCGGGAUCAGAACCACACAGAACAUCAAAACUAAAACCGGUGAUAACAGAAAAGAUGCCGGGAUCAGAAUGAUUCAGAACAUCGUCAUUAAACCUGACAAUGACAGAGGAGACGCCCAGAUCAGAACCACUCAGAACAUCAUGACUAAAACCGGUGAUAACAAAAGAGCGGCCCGGAUCAGAACUAAAAGGGAAAUAAAUGAGCCGUACAGGAAGCCGUCGUUCUCAUCACCAUCGUCCGGUGAAACUCUGAAGUCCAUUUCCAUCACAUCCCAGUUAAACAAGGUGGUGGAUCUAACAGCAAAGCAGGAAGGAUUCAGCAGCUCUGAAUCUCGAGGAUCUGAACACGCUGAGAGAGACUCACUACGUCUAAAAUCAGUCUCUGGAUCCUCAGCUGAGAUGAGUCCUGGUGAGAUUGUACUGGAACCUGCUGCCGAGUACGAUUCCUUCUCGGAUGCGUCUCUACUGCGCAGUGUCGAGAUCGUCGGAGUCGGACGGACGCCACAUAUCAGAGAAAGCCUGGAGGAGGAACUGAGCACGUUCUCCAGCUACUCCAUCCACACAGUAGCUGGUGAUAAGAGCAAAACUUCAGUCCAGAGGAGGAGCAGCUCUCCUUCUAAAGUUCUGAACAGAUUCACAGCUUUUAUAGAACGAAUCUUCUCUAGUGCUGGUGAGAUUGUACUCGAACCUGCUGCCGAGUACGAUUCCUUCUCCGAUGCGUCUCUACUGCACAGUGUCGAGAUUGUCAGGCGGACGCCACAUAUCGGAGAAAGCCUGGAGGAGGGACUGAGCACCAGCACGUUCUCCAGCUACUCCAUCCACACAGUAGCUGCUGAUAAGAGCAGAACUUCAGUCCAGAGGAGCAGCUCUCCUUCUAAAGAGGACUUUCAUAGACGGUACAGAAUGGGGGAGCUCCUGGGGAAAGGCGGCUGUGGUUCGGUCUACGCAGGACUCCGGAGGACUGAUGGACAAGAGGUCGCUAUAAAGUUCGUCCUGAAGACGACCUACGACGAAUUCAUCACCAUCCCUGGAGAGAAGAAGAGCCUCCCAAAAGAGGUGGCGUUAAUGCUGAUGGCGUCCAGGCCACCUCGCUGUGACCACGUCCUAGAGCUUCUGGAAUGGUUCGACACUCCCGAGUGUUACGUCCUGAUCCUGGAGCGACCCGCCCUCUGCGUGGACCUCUUCGAGUACCGCAGAGACCACGCCCUUCCUGAACCUCUGGCUCAGAUCAUCAUGCGGCAGGUGGUUCUCGCUGCACGUCACUGCCAGGAUCGCGGGGUUCUUCACCGAGACAUCAAGGAGGAGAACCUGCUGGUGUCUUUGGACAGAUUAGAAGUGAAGCUCAUCGAUUUUGGGUGUGGGGACCUGCUCAAGUCGAGCCCCUACAGGAGAUUUUCAGGCACCAUGUUAUACGCUCCACCUGAAUGGAUCAAGCGAGGUAGGUAUCAUGGCUGCCCUGCAACAGUCUGGAGUCUGGGGAUCUUACUGUUCGGUUUAGUGUGUGGAGAGCUGCCCUUCUGGAACGAGAGGGAGAUCAUUGCUGGACGCCUGAAGUUCAAACCUGGUGUGUCUGAGGCCUGCCGUCAUCUCAUCAGGACCUGCCUGAGUAAAAGUCCAAAGAAGCGGCCCAGCCUCGAGAAGAUCCUGGAGCACCACUGGUUUCCAGAGAGCCUCAAGAACUAAGUCCAGGCAGCUGUAGAGAUUUAGCAGACAGAUCAUAGCACCACAGCACAGGUCUGCUACAAGAACCAGAUCCAGAGAAUUCCAGCUGAGGUUCAGAUCACCUCAAUUCCUCAGUACCAUCAGUGCACCACCACAGUACCAUCAUUGUAAUCAGUGCACCAUCAGUGUACCAUCAGUGCACCAUCACAGUACCAUCAGUGUACCAUCACAGUACCAUCAGUGUACCAUCAGUGCACCAUCAGUGUACCACCAUGCCAGAUCAGAAAGAAACGAGUCUAACCUACUGGCAGAAGCAACCGGAUUUGGGCACCUUGAUACCAGGCAGGAAACGGAACACAGCCCUAAACCGUCACUGAGCCGCCACAACGAUCUACAGUCAACAACCUCGUCUGUCCUGUCCAGUCCUGAAGACACUUCCACCUUCUCCGUCUGGUUUAUGAGACGAGAGCUGAAACUAAACCAAUAAAAUGUCUUUAAAACUGUGAAGCGCGGUGAAGGAAUCAUUAUGUUUUAAGUCACUAUUUUUCUCCAGGACCUAAAAACUGAGAUCAGAAUGAAUCUAAAUUCUUCUACUUUAAAUCAAGACGUUUUAUAAGAUGAUGUGACUGCAGCGCUGCAUCACCUGAACCUUAAUACAACCAGGAGAUUCGUUUCCCCGGCUGGACUGUAAUGAUCAUUUAAUGUGUUUAAUAAAACUGGGCUUUUA